Molecule: messenger RNA, 1524 nt
Organism: Parnassius apollo (apollo)
Lineage: Eukaryota; Metazoa; Arthropoda; Insecta; Lepidoptera; Papilionidae
Source: the annotation of a GenBank genome assembly
AUGGAUUUCUAUUCAUUAGCAGAUCUAACUUUGCAAAGAGAAUAUAUAGUGAGAUUUGUUGAAAAAAAGCCCGUAGGACGCAAAACUACUGCCACAGAAUCUCGUCGGAAGUUUACCAACUGCUUUUACUUACCAUUAAAUGAUGAGAAGCAGAAGGUAUGCAAGAAAAUGUUCCUCAAUACUUUGGGAAUUUCAGAAAAGACGUUUCGCACAGCUUUGCAAAAAUUAAAGAACACCGGUGUAGUAGAAAAAGACAGAAGAGGAGGAAGGCAAGAGGUCUAUCAUGAAAGGGAUACUCAGCUGCGAUCACUCAUUACUGAACAUAUUAACAGAUUUCCGCGUGUUGAGUCUCAUUAUUGUAGAAAAAGUAGUACAAAAGAAUAUCUCCACCAUGAUUUAUCUUUGAAAAAAAUAUAUGGUAUGUUUUUAAAGGAGUAUAACCAACCCGUAAGUAUGACACUUUAUAGAAAUGUAUUCAAAGGCAUGAAUUUAUCGUUCCAUAAACCAAAAAAAGACCAAUGCAGUUUAUGCAUGACAUACAGAGAAGGUACAAGCGAGGUGAAAGAGAAGCUGCAGAAUAAAUAUGAUGCACAUAUUAUAGAAAAAGAAGAAGUACGACGAAUUAAAAACGAAUGCAAGAAUCGAGCAAUACAAAAUAUAACCACUUGUUGUGCUUCGUUCGAUUUACAGCAAGUCAUCUAUUUGCCACAAUCCAAUGAAAGUGCUCUUUUUUAUAAAAGACGUUUGGCUAAUUAUAAUUUCACAAUUUAUGAUUUAGCCUCCAAAGACUGUAUAUGCAACUUAUGGAAUGAGACAAUCAGUAGAAGAGGUGCCUCUGAAAUUUCUACUUGUGUUUAUUAUUUCUUAACAAAUUGUGAUAGAAAGAGUGUGAAAGAAGUAUUCUUAUUUUGCGAUGGCUGCUCAGGCCAGAAUAAAAAUUCCGUGAUGGCGGCUAUGGUCUUAUACUUAAUAAAUAAUUGUGAAUCUAUUGAAGAAAUUAGUUUACGAUACUUCUGUUCGUUCCAUGGGCAAAGCGAGGGCGAUUCUGUCCAUAGCGCGAUAGCAUUUGCAAUGGCAAAGGCUGGGAACGUCUUUGUUCCAUGCCAAUUGGAGCCGAUCAUACGAUUGGCACGCAAAAAUCCAUACGAAGUCAAGGUACUCAAUUACAAUGAUUUUAAGGAUUUUAAAAAUCUUGCCUUAAAGUUAAGGUUACUUAAAUUAAAAAACGAUAACCAGACAGCCGCCCUCUUUAAAUGGACAGAUGUUAUGGAGUUAAAAGUCUCACGAAAGUCUCAAAGUAGUCUAUUUUUUAAAACGAGUCACAAGGAUAAAGAAUACAGAUCGAUAUCAAUAAAAAGACAAGAUGUUAAAUGGCUGAAGGAAGAGGUGGGACAUUUAAAUAAAUCUCAUUAUGAGAUAUCUAAAGAAAAAUAUAACGAUUUAAUUUCUAUGUGCAGGGGAGAGACCCCUUUGAUAAGAUGCCGGGAAUAUCAAACUUAUUAUGAAAUCCUACCACAUCAAUAA